GUCAACGUUCCCAAGACGCGAAGGACCUACUGCAAGGGCAAGACGUGCAAGAAGCACACCCCUCACAAGGUUACCCAGUACAAGACGGGCAAGGCUUCUCUGUUCGCUCAGGGCAAGAGGCGCUACGACCGAAAGCAGUCUGGUUACGGUGGACAGACCAAGCCCGUCUUCCACAAGAAGGCCAAGACCACGAAGAAGGUCGUCCUGCGUCUCGAGUGCACCGCCUGCAAGUACCGCUCGCACAUGGCCCUGAAGCGCUGCAAGCACUUCGAGCUGGGUGGUGACAAGAAGCAGAAGGGGUGA
Jaminaea rosea is the source of this 303-nucleotide messenger RNA. RefSeq lists its product as hypothetical. The annotation marks the transcript as partial. Gene Ontology annotation, biological process: translation. Lineage: Eukaryota; Fungi; Basidiomycota; Exobasidiomycetes; Microstromatales. Gene Ontology annotation, cellular component: ribosome; cytosolic large ribosomal subunit. The record is from RefSeq and is a predicted model, not a curated record. The transcript is spliced from 4 exons. Gene Ontology annotation, molecular function: structural constituent of ribosome.